AUGCUGCGUUGCGGGAAGCCUUGGAAGAAGGUCUCACCCUUUGUCCUUCUAUCCGUCACCUCACCUCCUGAUUCUCCUCCCUCUCUCCUUUUGCCGUGCCCCGCUCGUGUGGUUUAUUCUGCACCUCCAUUAGCUGGCGUACGUGGCACAAUAACACGUUUCGUCAUCACAAUACCGUCGCCGUCCGCCACGUAUCACUUCUACGAACUAGACGUCAAAACGCUCGACCAAGAUUGGCUCGAACGUAACGAACGAAAACGCGAAUGGGUGGAUUAUGCUGAGGCUAUCAGAAGACUAGAGUGGAAAGCCGAGCUGUCCCAGGGGCUCAAGCUGUCGUCCCUUGCCCCGUCACGUUUCGUUGCUGUCGUUGCGGCCGAAAAAUACAACUGGUUGGGUAAUUUGUCUCCGUAUCACAAGGCUCCUGUUCCCUGUGGAGUGUCCAAGAUGUUGCCAGAAGACUGCACCGUCGUGCAGGUGAUGCUGAUGGGGUGGCAUGGCAGUCGAUGGCCUCUGCAGUCGGAGCUCGUCUAUAUCACAAAUCUCACUGAUAAACUGACUGCGACCAUGGAAUAUAUUCUAAAUAAUGAGCUUCCUGAAAACUUGCAAUUCCUGAAGGAUGGCCAUGUCACGACUCUAGGCCAUGACAACCUUACCGCCUCAAGAGUUGUUCGAUCAUGGUGUCAAGUACGUACGCUUGUUCCAUUCGAUCACGUUCGUCAUCCUACGAUCUGUUGCUCCGGCAUCUGGAGGCUACCAGCGUACUUGCUGGUGAUCAAGACAGGAAACAUCCAGGUCGUGGAAUCAGCCCAGUGGUUUAGUCAGGGAUACUUCGGUCGCGAGUGGGCUGAGCUCAAGUCGAGAGUGUUUUCUACUAUCCCUGAGGACGAGGUUACAAUUUCCUGGAUCACUCCGAUGGACACAUGUGCUAAAUGGGCGUACUCAUACGGCGGAGAUGCAGUAGAGACGUGGGAUUCCGCGUAUCUGCCUGCGAUAACCGAGCGUCUCAACACUUUGCUCCCUGGUGUCAACCUGACGGAUGCUGAUACUCACGGCGCGCUCUAUGCUUGUGUAUAUGAUUGCGCGGCACUGCGCCUUUCCCCGUGGUUCAUUGAGAUUAGAUACGAAUUGGAUAUCCUCAUGGACGGUGCGUUCGGAUAUAAUCUCCCCGGGAACAUGGGUCCCUUUUUGGGUACAAUUUUUGUUAACAAGUUGAUUGAGCGGUCAGUGGUCGAGUCGGCUACCACGGAGCCUGCCGAUUCAUUCCUUUCUCUUUACAGGUUCUCCGACUCGACAGGAAAUGCAUCCGCCGUUUAUUUGGAAUUCGGUCACGACACAACGAUUGACACGGCUUUUGCCGCCUUAGGAUUGGCGAAGGACACCCCCCCGCUCUCUGCGACCGGACCCGUGCCGCCGAACAGAGCCUUUCGUACUUCCACUCAAGUACCAUUUGGUGCGCAGAUGGUAUGGGAAAAGUUCACAUGCACAUCGUCGUUCAACGGACCGCAGAUUCGUCUCAUCAUGAAUGACUCUCCAUUUCCCUUAUCGGCAUGUGCUGGAACCGAACAAGAUGGGGCUUAUGGAUCUUGUUCCUUUGAUAAGUUCGUGGACUCGAACGCCUUGAGCACAUCUCUGAAUCUCAGUGCGAAGGGCAACAGCGAAGAACCCGUCUUUUUCGACAAAUAA
Guyanagaster necrorhizus is the source of this 1683-nucleotide messenger RNA. Its product is annotated as phosphoglycerate mutase-like protein. The record is from RefSeq and is a predicted model, not a curated record. Gene Ontology annotation, molecular function: acid phosphatase activity. The coding region runs from base 1 to 1683 and encodes 560 amino acids. Lineage: Eukaryota; Fungi; Basidiomycota; Agaricomycetes; Agaricales; Physalacriaceae. The transcript is spliced from 9 exons.